Messenger RNA from Brassica oleracea var. oleracea, 860 nucleotides. RefSeq names its product protein BREAKING OF ASYMMETRY IN THE STOMATAL LINEAGE. The transcript is spliced from 5 exons. Gene Ontology annotation, biological process: regulation of asymmetric cell division. The record is from RefSeq and is a predicted model, not a curated record. Lineage: Eukaryota; Viridiplantae; Streptophyta; Magnoliopsida; Brassicales; Brassicaceae. The coding region runs from base 78 to 857 and encodes 259 amino acids.
CACACAAAAAGAAAUAAAACUGUAUCCUCUGGAAAAAGAUCCAAGAAAAGUUAUUCUUAAAGAAAAAAAAACAGCUAAUGGCUUCGCAAUGGACAAUACAAAAACUUGUCACUUGGAGAGUCAAAGAUUGGGCUACCUGUUUCUUGGCUUCCAAGAUUCCUAUAGACAUAGAUGAAGAUGGAGUCAAUAAUACCGGAAACACAAUGAACAACAACAAUGUAAUGUUCAAGAGAACAAAGAGGAAGAUGAAGAGUAAAAAGAAGAGAUCAGAGAGUAAACUCAGUCUAAGCCCACCAGGGACACGUCAUCAUAAUCUAAGAAGCAGCAGCGUUUCUCCUACGUCGGAGUCUCAGAACCGGAGGUUGAGUUGGCAGCAGCAGGCACCGGCCUCAGACGAACCUGGCUUCAUUGUCUUCUGCUUCGACCGUGAUGACGGUGGGUUUGACGUUGUCAAAGAGGGGAAAGAAGAGAGGAAGGAGGUGGAAUUGUCCUCGGAAAAGUCACCAAGGACAGUGAAUCGUAAGCUUAUAUAUGGAGACCAAGGGGAAGUAAAAACAGAGAAGGUUAACUCGCCGGAGAUUAAAGAGAAAGAACAAGAUCAGGAAGCUAAGACUAUUUGCCAAGAAAUUAAAGAUGUUUCAUGUGAUGUUCAUGAUCAGAAGAAUGAGGAAGAAGAAGUUGAUGCCUCUGAUAAAUCCAGCGGGUCUAGUCACUCAGACGAAAGAAGGGGAUCGUUUGCAUUUCCCGUACUGGGAGUUGAGUGGAUGGGGAGCCCUGUCCAGAUGCCUAAAACAGAUGACUUGUCUCCGAAGAAACAAAAGCCAAUUGCUUUAGGGUUUCAGUGUUGUAGAUUCUAAAAA